Racocetra persica is the source of this 378-nucleotide messenger RNA. The record is from the annotation of a GenBank genome assembly. Lineage: Eukaryota; Fungi; Glomeromycota; Glomeromycetes; Diversisporales; Gigasporaceae.
UUAUUAUAUUAUGUGCCACCAUUUUGGCCGCAAUUAUCGGGUGUAUCGUAUACUUUACAACAAUCCAUAAAAAACAAUUCUUCAAAUAAUGGAAAUAACAGUAAUAAAUCUGAUAAAUCUAAUUAUUUCACAUGGGACAAUAAACAUGUCAAUUUGACUAUUGUUCCAAAUACUGCAUACAAAAAAAUAUUUUAUGGAAUGGAUUAUGGUCCUGUAAAUGCUACUUAUCCUUGGUGCACAAACACUUUGGGUGAUGUUAUUGAAGAUAUGAAAAUAAUUUCACAAUUAACUAACAGAAUCCGGCUUUACGGGAUGGAUUGUAAUAUGGCUCAUUAUACUAUAGAAGCAGUCGUUAAAUUGAAUUUGAAUAUAACUAUU